Lodderomyces parapsilosis is the source of this 3825-nucleotide messenger RNA. RefSeq lists its product as uncharacterized. The transcript has a single exon. Gene Ontology annotation, molecular function: ATP binding; protein kinase activity. Lineage: Eukaryota; Fungi; Ascomycota; Pichiomycetes; Serinales; Debaryomycetaceae. Gene Ontology annotation, biological process: spliceosomal complex assembly; protein phosphorylation; regulation of mRNA processing. The record is from RefSeq and is a predicted model, not a curated record. Bases 1 to 3825 code for a protein of 1274 amino acids.
AUGUUGUUGAUAAACAGAAUAAACAGCACUAACAACAAUACAACUCAUGAUCAAAAUGGCAAGGACAAGAGCAUACACAUCAACACAAUGACUGCCACCCACUUUCGCAAAAAUUCACACACAAAUGCAUUGGCUUCACCAUCGGCAAUAACCAACGGCAGUGGGGUGAAUAAUAUAACAACUGAUGCGGCUAGUGCAGCAACACCUUCAUCAAUGUCUUCUUCAUCACUUCCACUCCUAGGUAGAGCACCUAGUUUGAAAAAAAGUGGCAAUGAUUCUACAAUUGCUGACAAAAAGUCCAAAUUUAGUUUACAAGGGCUAUUCAGGAAAAGAAGCAACUCCAUCACAGCUCAAAAGGAGCAACAGCUACAGCAGAAACAGGAGGAAUUAGUGCAACAAGAAGAUGAGGAAGAAGCACAAGCACCACCACCACCACCACCACCACCACCACCACCACAACAACAACAACAACAACAAGAUGACAUUUCCAGCCUACAACUGUCACCCACAAAUUACGCUGACUAUACAUAUAGUGAUGACGUAUUGACUACGCCCAGACAACAAAAUUCAUAUACUUUAACCUCACCUGUAGUGACCCCACACAAUAUCAUGGACAAUACAAACCAUCUCACCAUUAUACGAAGCAUUGAAGAGGAGGAGGAGGAGGAGGAAGAAGAAGGAGAAGAAGAAGAAGGAGAAACAGUUUCCAACAACCAGAAAGCCUAUGACGACAACGACUUCAUUGCAGAACAAGAGUUUUCCUUUGAGUCAAGUAAUCCUCAUUUUGCUCCGUCAACUUUACAACCAAUCCCCAGAUCAGCACUAUUCUCACCUUCUCCAGGCUAUAUUUCUCACCAACAAACCAACACUGCCACAGCACCACCUAAUAAUGGCUUAUCAUCUGAUCAUGAGAGAUAUACUUCAUUCACUGCCGAUUGUGUAUCAUUGCAAAAUAGUGAAAUGAGUACAGCCAUGGAUUUGGAUUCAGAUACAAUGAUCAUCAAUGCGUCCGACUAUAACACCGACAAUGACGUGGAAUCCAAAUUAAAUGUUGACAAGCAAAGAGGUGGUGUUAAAAAAACUAAACUUAAAGAUUCGGUCACUGCAACACGUCCAUCUUUAUCAUCAAGAACCAAUACAUCAGCACCAAAGAGGAAUUUGAAAAGCAUACUACGCAUUGGUUCAUUUUCAGGCAAUCACAAUAUACGAACAACCAAUCCUCACAAGGAUGCAGUCUCGACAAAGGUUUGUACUCCAACAACCAUACCACAAACAAUUGAACGACAAGCUGAAUCUGAAUUUAGCUUUGACAAUGAGAAUGACGACGACCAUGGUUUAUACAAUUUUGAACCAGAAUUUGAAGACUCUCAACUGGAUUUGAAUUUUGAUCCCAAACAUGAAGAAAGUGAACUGGAUUAUAAAUUUGGUGGAUACCAUCCUGUUUGUAAAGGAGAUGUUUAUUUCAGUCGCAACUUACCUAAUCGUGAAUAUGUCAUUUUACGUAAACUUGGUUGGGGACAUUUUUCAACUGUUUGGCUCGCCAAAUCAAGAAUUUCCACUAUUGGCAACGGAUCUAGCUCCAUUCACUCAUCAUCAUCAUCAUCAUCACCAUCCACAUGCAGCAACGAUGAUUACAGUGAGUACUUUGUUGCGAUCAAGUUUGUCAAGUCAAACAAGAAUUAUAAAGAAGCAGCAAGGGAUGAAAUUAGGAUUUUGCAUACAUUGCAAGACCCAGUCCAUAAUAAUGGACAUUUACCUGGUGAAUAUAGUAGUUAUUUUGACACUCAUCCACCAAAACAACAUCCAGGUUACAAACAUCUCAUGAAAUUACUUGAUGAUUUUGAAAUAACUGGUCCUAAUGGGAACCACAUUUGUAUGGUGUUUGAAAUCCUUGGUGAAAAUGUCUUGAAUUUGAUUUACAAGUACAAGAAGUUUUACAGGCAUGUGGAUGAAGAGAUCAAGAGAAAGAGUGUUGAAGGAGAAGAAUCUAACGGGCAACAAGUACCACACUUAAAAUCAGAACAAGUUCAACAACCAGCCAUGAAGUUUGGUAAAUGGGACAAUAAAUAUUUCAAACGCAAUACCAAAUCAAAAUUGAGUUUGGGUUUGACAAAGAAGGAUUUGACUGAUGCGGCAAUUGCUGCCCCACCUUCAGCUGCAUCAACUGUAUCAUCUUCAUCAACAACAGUGUCACCCAUUGAAACAGUAAUGGAAACAGGCGAAGAUAUUGAUUCGUCAAUGAUUACAACAGCAACUGGAGCUACUGGGUUUGGCCUUGGAAUGGCAAUUGGUGCUGCUGCAGGCUGUAAUACUUCUCAAUCAACCACUGCAACCUCAACUGACCCAUGGCAACUUUCAAUGGAAAAGAAACUCAAGGCAAUGAGUUCUGACUCCUUGGUUAAACUCAUCAAGACCUCACGCAGUGUUGGUGGUAUCCCAUUACCAAUAGUGAAAACCAUUGUUAAACAAUUGUUAUUAGCGGUUGAUUAUAUGCAUCAUUGUGGAAUUAUUCACACAGACUUGAAACCGGAAAAUAUCUUGAUUGACAUUGAAGAUAUCAACAAGGUGAUUAAGCUGAUUGAAGACGAGAAAAUGUCUAAAGCUAGAGCAAGUAAUUCAUCAUUGAGUCGUGCUGCUUCAUUGAUUAAACGAGGUGGGUCAUCUUUUAGUAAACCUAGUUUACUUCAACGCACUCUGAGUUUCAAUGUGCUUCAACAGGCGCCACCAGCCACUGUGACUGAGCACCCUGAGCUUGCUGAGUUGCAUCAACAACAACAACAACAACAACAAUCACAACAUUCGCUGACUGAGCACAAGCAACGUCAAGCCUCAACGACCUCAAUCACAUCAUCACAAUCAUCUAGUUUCUACUACAAGAGACUGAAGAAUUCCAUCCUGGGCAAAUAUGAUUCACCAAUCCGUUCAUCAAAACCACUUUCAUCAGCAACCACAUCAUCCGACAUUUUCUUCAAGGAUGUUGAUUUUGACAAGGCCCGUCGCAAAUCAGUGUCGAAAGCCAUUAGCCCCAAAAACUUUUCCAUUUUCGAUCUUGGCAGGAGAUCCACUAUAACCAACAUGAGUAAUUCAUCACUUAUCAAGUCUGCAAGUAGCAAUUGUGCUGCUGGUGCUGGGGCUGUCACUAGCGACAAUAUAUCCAUCAAGAUUGCCGAUUUGGGUAAUGCCACAUACACCAAUGAACAUUUUACCAACCAAAUCCAAACGCGUCAAUACCGGUCCCCAGAAAUCAUCCUCAAGUAUAAAUCAUGGGGAUCAUCAACUGAUUUAUGGAGUAUUGGAUGUAUAAUAUUUGAAUUAAUCACGGGUGAUUUCCUUUUCGAUCCUCAUGAUGGCAAAUGUUUUGAUAAAGAUGAAGAUCAUUUGGCACAAAUUGUUGAAUUAUUGGGUCAUUUCCCACUGGAUGAGUACCUUGUUGAUUGUAAAUUAACUGGGAAGUUUUUCAAAUUGCAUCCUGAAAAUCAUCGACAAAUCAUUUUCAAAAACAUUGAUAAUUUGAAAUAUUGGGGGUUGGAAGAAGUUCUUGUUGAAAAAUACAAGUUUCCCGCCAAUGACCCUCAGAUUAAAUUGAUUUGUGAUUUGAUUUUGAAAUGUUUGAGUUUCGAUUUGGAUCAACGGUAUGACGCCGGAAGUUUAUUGAAGCAUCCAUGGUUUACAAACAGCAGCGAUGUUGAGGAUACUACUACUACCACAACCACUAGCGAUGAUUUUGAAGUUGGUCAUGGUUGUGGUUGUGAAGUCGAUGAGGAGAUGUUGAAGAAUUUGCCCAAUAUCCAUGAUGAUUUACCAGGGUAUACUUGUGAAGCAUAA